Molecule: messenger RNA, 2012 nt
Organism: Liolophura sinensis
Lineage: Eukaryota; Metazoa; Mollusca; Polyplacophora; Chitonida; Chitonidae
Product: protein yellow-like
Exons: 2
Coding region: 255-1454 (399 amino acids)
Source: RefSeq, a predicted model, not a curated record
UUGAACUCGUCUGCCUGGUUGCAACAGCAACAGCACAAACUGAACUUUGAAGGUAAAACGUCUCCAAGUUAUUUCACCGAUAUACCAGAGAUGUCCAACCUUCUCACACUGGUUUUGGUUGGCAUGUUUUUGUCUGAGACCAUCUCAGAAAUGUGUUGGGUCGAAUAUGCUUGGAGGGCGCUCGACUUCGACUGGGCAAAUGUCCAGGAGAGACAACAAGCUAUAGACAACGGACCUACGACGAAACCAAAUGCAUGUUACAGGAGAUAUCUUUUUACAACGAUGAAGUUUUCAUUACAGUCCCUCGGUUGGAACGAGGUGUUCCUUCAACCCUGAAUAUUGUACUUACUUCGCGCAUUGAUGGCGUUUCUCCUGUUUUAAAGCCAAUUCCAAGCUUGGAAUAUAAUACUCUAGGUGACUGCAAUGCGUUGCAGAGUGUACAUGGAAUGGAAAUCGACCACAACACUGGUAUGAUGUGGGCUAUUGACGCUGGGCGAGCUCUGUCAAGUUUGCCUUCCGCCGAUCAAAUACGAUGUCCAGCAAAGAUAGUGGUCUUUGAUAUGAAAAAUCUAAGAGAACAUGCUCGAUACGUUUUCCCCACCAAUGUGGUAGACAGUAACAGCAGUCUGCUGGGCAGAAUGGUAUUGGGGUAUGAACAAGGUCAGAACUUGACCCACGUAUACAUAGUGGACAUUAGCAAAGGAAUUGUAGUGUACAACAUCAUCGCAAACACAAGUCAUCGACAUGAAGAUAGCGCGUCAAUGCAAACUAACGAAGGUGUCUCCAUUCCUGUCGAUGGCAUUUUGUUGAAUUCUACCGUGAACCUGAACUCUUUGGCUAUUUCUUCUGAUUUCAAAUACGUCUAUUUCUCUUCACUGUCUGGAGUGAAGUUGUAUCAAGUACCUGCCAGUGCAUUAAAUGACCCGAACACCAAUAUAGGCAACCACAUUAGAUUGGUGGGCAGUAAACCGGCAAAUUCUGCUGGUAUGUUUUACGCCACAAAGAAUUUAUAUUUUGGUGGCCUUGGCAGAGAUAACCUUUACCGAUGGCGUGUGUCCGAAGACGUGAACACGACGGAAGGGGAGGUAACAAUGAACACUGUUGAGGAAGUAGCCCAACACAGUUCUCGCUUUUCGUGGGUUGAAUCGAUGUCAACAGGCGCCUCUCAGUCUCUGCACAUAACCGUAUCAAACCGUGGUCGAAUGAGUCUGAAUAUGAUAGAUUUUUCAAAUCCAGAUCCAAAUUUCUUCGUUCUCAAAUGCCGUAUUGGGGAGAAGGGGUACUUAAGUUCAGUCACACUUCCCGCUGUAAAUAUAACUCCUGUAAUUCCUGGAGUUUGUGUGCUCCUUGGAAGUACGGAGAGGCAAGAGUCUGCCUCAGUUCUAGUAUGGAGAAAUUCUACAUAUGCUCAUAUUGCUUUACUCGUUUUACUUUGUCAUUUUACCAUCAGGUGAGAAUAAAAUUUGAAAUUGAAGUUUGUGGUAACUGUUCAAACUAUUAAUUUUUUUCUCCCGUUUUUUUAGCAGUUAAAUGUGUUGGUGAUAAUAGUUACUCUGAGAUGUUUAAUUAAAAUAAGGAAUGUGAGAAAAAGACACAGUACUUCGCAUGAAAAUUCUUGUACUUGUGUGGCUGCAAUACCACGAGAGCUGCAGUAUAAGUUAAUUAUUUGACACUGUGAGAGAAUUUGUUUGUCAUUAAUAUUUAAAUCAUUUACUUCGUUAAGCUGGAGGUUUCACACAUACUGUGUUGUCUAAAGCGGCGCGGUGUAUGAAUCCGCAUGCAGUUAGUCCUUAAACUGUGUUGUUCUUGGCGGUACAGAGUGACAAUCGAAUUUAUCAGUUCGGGUGUAGAUAAAUGUAUCAUUAUUGUUCUACCCGGUGAACUCAUUUUGUCAUUAGAAAAAUUAUGAAUUUAAAAUUAACGUUUGUGUUAAGUUUUAUUUGCAUUUCAAUAUAUUUGUAAUAAUAGUUGUACUUCGAGAUGUUUAAUAAAGAUAUCGGAUGUGGAAAAAA